Messenger RNA from Cicer arietinum (chickpea), 1149 nucleotides. Its product is annotated as glutaredoxin-C6-like. NCBI's taxonomy places the organism in Eukaryota, Viridiplantae, Streptophyta, Magnoliopsida, Fabales, Fabaceae. The record is from RefSeq and is a predicted model, not a curated record.
AUAAAUAAAACCCCUCCAAACUCUCUGCUACUCCAAACCCCACAAAACCAGUUAUUAUGCUGUAAAACGACGUCGUCUUUAACCUCACUACCACAACCAUGAUCACUAACUCUAACUCAUCUUUAUCCAUGGACCUCGACGAGUCUACCGAAACCCGAAUCCAACGCCUCAUAUCCGAAAACCCCGUCAUCAUCUUCACCCGAUCCUCCUGCUGCAUGUGCCACGUCAUGAAGAAUCUACUCUCCACCAUCGGAGUUCACCCAACCGUCAUCCAAUUGGAUGACCACGAGAUCCCCGCUCUCCCUACCCACGAUUAUCUUACUCAUCUCGCUCCGGCUGCUUUCAUCGGCGGGAUCUGCAUCGGCGGCUUGGAGUCCCUCGUUGCCCUCCACGUCACCGGUCACCUUGUUCCCAAACUCGUUCAAGUUGGUGCUCUCUGGAUAUGAUGAAACCAUCCUCCACAUAAUUCAUAUAUGUGCUAUUAUUAUUCCUAUAUUUUACACUCGCAAUUAAAUAUAUACCUAUUGAUUACUAUCAUUUCCCUCUCCCAAAAACAAUAAUGUAAAAUCAUGCAUCGCUAAUUAUAUAAUUUAAUUUCGGCUGAAUCCCAAUUUGUAUUUUAUUUUGGUCAACAUACACCUGCAGAUACUAAUCCUUAUCAACAGGUUCAUUGAAGGGAUGCGUAGUGUAACAUAAUUUAGGGGAUGCAGAGUAUCUAUUUUUGGUUGUGGUAAAAAUAUCUAUUAAUUAAUGGACGAUGAAACUUGGAAGUGAGUGAAGAGUUGGGGUAAAGCUGAAAUUGCAAAAUGUUAAUAUUAAUGUAUCAGUAUUGAUGUUGCACUUGUUAAAUAUGUUUCACAGCUUCGGGUUGCUAUGGCGAUCUCUAAGCUUAUUUUCUGUAUUUCUCUUUUCAUCCCUUUUAGUACCAACUACCAUAGUCGGGGAUCAAAAUUAUGGGACUACUAUGCUUGUGGUUUACUGUUUUCUUCUGUGUUUGAACAAGAACUUGAAUUGGUGGGACCACUACUAUGGCCACCAAAUAGGUAUUUCCUUUUUCUUUUGUUUGUCUGCUUCCUGGGGUUAAGUCGUUAAGCAACAAAAAUGUCAUAUCCAAAAUACUUUAGGAAAUAAUUAUCAGCUGUUUUUUCA